This is a messenger RNA of Brassicogethes aeneus, 3402 nucleotides long. Lineage: Eukaryota; Metazoa; Arthropoda; Insecta; Coleoptera; Nitidulidae. The record is from the annotation of a GenBank genome assembly.
CGUGAUAAAAAGCAAAUUUCUUUGUUAAGAUGUCAAGUGGAUUGGCAACCCUGUAUGUAUUGUUUCCGAGCAGUGUUGCUUUUUAUUAGGUUCUGGAAAGAAUCUCUGUUGUUUACACAGAUUAUAAAGGUUGUUUAUUUCAGUAAUGUAAACAGGUUGUAUAUAAAUUGCCCUUAUUUGCCGCAAAAAACACAGAUGGAAGGAAGAGUACCAAAUCCAAAACUGAUGAAAACCAAAAAACCUACUUCAACAACUAUAAAUUUCCUAAGAAAUGCUAUCAAAUUUUACAAACAGGAGGAGUUAACAAAGGCGUUUGAGAGUUUUGUAAAUUAUUUUGAAGACCUUGAUGAUCCAGCAAAGUCUCCAAACUAUGCUCAAAAUACGUUUACAAGAACCAUAUGUGAAAUGGGGGCUGUGUUAGAAGAGACUGAUAAUAUAGAGGAGCUUUUAAAGUGCUAUUUACAGGCCAUUAAUUUGUUUCCAAAAAACCAUGUUAUUUUAAACAAUCUUGGAGGAUAUAUGUUCAAGGUUGGAGAGCUUGACAUAGCCCGUAGAUACUUAGAAUCGGCAGUAAAAUGCAAGCCUGACUAUUUGCCAGCCGAACGGAAUCUUUUGCAUGUAAAGUGGCAUCAGAUGCCUCGUUGGCAUUUUCGUAUGUUAAACGAUAGAAGUCGCAAUGAGGCCUAUGCCAAAGCCAUCACCAAGGUUAUUGAUGAGGGGUACACCAAUGUAGUUGACAUAGGAGCUGGUUGCGGUCUUUUGAGCCUAAUAGCAUCGGAAAAGGGAAAUACGAAUGUCACCGCCAUAGAAGAAAACAAAACAUUGUAUAAGAUAUUCCAUGACAUAUUGCGCGACCUCCAAAUCGGCAACGUCCGGUUACUAAACUGCAACUCGUGCGAGCUGAGUAGCGCGCCCGCACCCUGCAACCUUAUAGUUACCGAGAUCUUCGAUAUCGCAUUGUUCGGCGAACGCGCGCUCGAAAGCCUGGUGCACGGGCUCAAGACUCUGGUCAACUACCCCAAGUUCAAGGUGAUACCGGCCAGCGCCGAUCUUUACGUCACCGGAGUCACUUACAGCUCCGCCUUUUUCAGCAAACUUACUUGCUACAACCGCUUCAUCACGGACAUUGCUGCGCUGAAUUUACGCAACGUUUGUAUACGGCGCGCCGACCCCGAACCUUACGAGGGCGAGUACAUCACCAAGAAAGUGCUGGACAAGACAUGCCGCACGGACACCGUCAAGAUAUGCCACAUUGACUUUACCAACUGGGAACAGCUCGACCAGAUCAUCAACGACGACGAUUUUUGCUACAACAUCGAGCUUAAAGUUCUUAAAUCAGACUGGAUCAACUCGCUGGUAGUAUGGUUCGACUUGAACCUAACCGAAGACAUUAAAAUCACCACCAAUCCCCAUGACCCCAACUGUCUAUCAGCAUGGGAACAAGCGGUCUUCCAACUGGACCACCCCAUCUACAUGCAGUGCGGGGAGACGAUGCGUCUUAAAGCGACGGUGGUCGACAGCGAGCUAAAGUUCAAGGUGGUCGACAGAGACAAAAAAUGCGACUGCAUACACGUCUCGAACGAAGUGCUGCGAUAUUUAAAUGACAAGUAUUUGAUCGACGCCAUUACCAGGCUUGCCAACAGUUACACGGAUCCGAACUUAAGAAUUGUGGACAUGAACGUUUUUCCUUUAUUUGGGUUUUUGAUGGCCAAAAAAGGUUGCCAAGUAUACCACAUAUGCAAGGAAGCGCACGAGUUGGACCUCUACGAGUUAAUAAUAAAGCGGAACCACAUCGACCCCCAAAAAAAUGAUUUUUGUGGAAAAAGACUCGCUGGAAUGUCUGCUUGAGCUGGAGGCCAUCAACAUCUUGUUCAUUGAUCCGAUCAAUUCGGACGGCACGCUGUGCAAGACGGCCAUACCUACCGAAGCGAAUAACGGUAGCCAGUUGCAGAUUUUGCCGCUGGCCGUCAACCUCAAGUUUCAGCUCGCCAACUCCUAUUAUUUACAGUUCUGCAACCGGGUGUACGAUGGAAAUGCCUUGAAUUUUGGGAUUUCCGAUUACAUCAACGAAUAUACGGGGACCGAGCACCCGGACAUCAACCGCUCCAACAACAAGCCGAUGUCGAACGUCGUCACGGUAAAAAUCGAAGGCCAAUUCGAGGAAAUCCUGUCGGUGCCGGUGACGGCCGACGGCCUCCUAAACGGCAUCUACUACUGGUACGAGAUAUGCUACACGCGGGACGUAUCGUUUGAAACGAUACGUAGCAUCCGUUACCAAAAAUCGUGCGCCAUCCUCGAUCACCAACACAUACACAAGAAGGGCGAUAGCGUGGAGGUAAAGGUGCGACGAGAGGAGGAGUACUUGAAAGUAUGCUUGGCCACAACGCCUACUCACAGUGAUGUUUAAUGUGUUUUACUCAACGUCCAAAUUGUGCACAGAUUAUAAAGAAAUUGUGGCAUCUCCAGGUAAAUCACCUUUGAUUACUUUUAACUCUUUUAUAAAAAAAUGCGCCAGGACAGUAACAUAAUACAUCAUAUAUUUAUGAGAAAUUGCAUGUUUGAACUUUUUUUUAAAUGUUAUGUUUCUACAACUUAAUGAUAAUUAUUAUUAUUGACUCAAUUUUCUCUGUCCUCUGGUACUUUUACAAUAUGUGAAGCUUGAAUUAGUCAACAAUAUGGAGAAAAGGUAUUUAUUUUUUUGGGUCAAAAAUUUCUUGGAAAUUCUUUUUAUGUUAAAUUUAAACGUUUUUAAGUUAAAGUUAAUACAAAAAUCUGGAAAAUAUAAUAUUAUUUUAAUAAUAUUUUCGCAAUAAGUAAAUUUAGAUUUUAAUUUAAAAUUUUCAGUUUAUUGUUAUUUGCUUAUUUAACAAAGUACAUAGGUAUUUAUAAUUUGUCAGGCCACAAAGCUUCUAAAUUAUUAAACCAUUAUUUCAUUACAUAUGUAAUCAUCAUAUUAUGUUCUAACUAUCAUUCAUCAAAUAGUAUCCAUCUCAAACCAGUUUGUAUGAUUAUUUUUAUUGUUUUUAAACAGUUUUAUUAACUACGUAACUCCUUUAUAAGGUAUAAAACAGGGAUCAGUAUUAUUUUAAAUGACAUAAUAAUAAUCAUUGAGAUAAAAGUUGUUUAUCUUUAUUUAAUAAAUAUAGCAGAGUUUUUAAGUCAUAAAAUGACUUAUUUGAAUAUGAGUCAAUGGAAGCCAUAAUUGCUUACCUUUUUAUUGACAUAAACCGUGCUUGGGUUUCCUUGACCAAUUUUCUUUUAUUAUGUAUUAUGUCAAGUCUAUUAAAAAAAAUCUUAAAGGGGUUUUACUUAUAAAAGCUGGAUGACAGACAAGUUUACCAUAUCUUCAUCUAAUGUUUAAAUUAAAAUAAAUAAAUAAAUGGUUAUUAUUAUGAAAGAAAC